Messenger RNA from Paramecium pentaurelia, 1809 nucleotides. NCBI's taxonomy places the organism in Eukaryota, Ciliophora, Oligohymenophorea, Peniculida, Parameciidae. The record is from the annotation of a GenBank genome assembly.
AUGAGAAAGAGAACUAAAUGUUAGUUUAUAGAAUAAGAAGCUUCUGAAGGUUAUAGUAGUGAAGAAGAAGAUGAUCCAAAAUUUGAAAUAAAUAAAAAGGAAGCUGAAAGAUAAUUGAAAGAAAUAUAGAGUAGAAGAGCAAAAGCAAAAGAGAGAUUAAAUAAAAGACUUUAAGAACUAAUAGAAUAAGAUGCAAUAGAUUAGACUGAGAAUAAUAGUGAAAAUAGUAGAAAUGAUUAAGAUGAUUAAGAUGAUUAAGAUGAUGAUGAUGAUACAUAAUUAAAAGGUGGACCUAAAUUAAAUGAUCCAAAAGUUUGGAGAUUUAAAUGUGGUAGAUCUAUUUGUGAAGUAUAAAGAAUACUUGAAAUUUCAAAAUUAUUGCCAAAAAAUAGUCCAAUUGUAUCUGUUUUUUAUACUCCAAAUGUUAAAGGGAAUAUUUUUUUUGAAUCUUACUUUGAAAAAGAUGUUAAAGAAUUCAUGAGAUCUAUUAUGUAUGGAUAACCAAUGUAUAUUUAACCUGAAGAUUGUGAUAGUUUAUUAGAAAUAAAGAAAAAUAAUAAUAUUUAAGUUGGUUAAUGGGUAAGAUUUAAGAAUCAUAAAAAUUAUGGUAAAGAUUUAGGAAAAGUAUUAAGAAUAAAUUUAAUUUAAAACUUUGCUAUAAUAAAAGUUAUAAAAAGAAAUAAAUAAGGUUAAAAAGAACCUAUUUCAUGGUAAAGAACUAGACAAUAAACUAGUGAAAUAGAAAUUAAAAAUGAAUCUGAAUUUAUAUAUUCUGAUGUUGAAAAAGAAUAUAAAUGUGCUAUGAUUGAUGGAUUUAAUUUAUUAAAAUGUCCUCUUAAAAAUAUUGAACAUAAUAUUACAAUUACUGAUGAAGAAUUAUAAAUGUUUUUUCCUGAUGUUGUUGAUAGAAAGAUUCUAGUUUAAUAAGCUAAAAGAGAAAUACUUAGAAGAGUAGAUGUAUAAUUUAAAGAAGGAUAAAAAGUCAGAUUAAUAGGUGAAGAUGAUCUUAAUAAAGGUCCUAAAUUUACAAUAGUCAAAAUUUUUGAUGAUUAAAUGAUAGAACUUAUGUGUAAAAAAGAUAAUAGAGAAUAUACAUAUUUAGUUCAUGCUUCAGAAAUACGAUUAGCUUUUAAAUUAUAUUAAGAAGCUAAAGUAAUAGAUGGUCCUCAUAAAGGAGAUGUAGGUGUUAUUAUAUGUAUUAAAUAAGGUUAUGUUGUACUUUCAAAUUAACAUGGUACAUUUAAAGUACCUCAUAGUGUUUUAUAAUUUGGAUAUAAGAAUUUUUAAACUGAUAAUUCUUUAGUUAAAUUUGGAAAUAAUGACUUUUAAAUUGGUUGUGUUAUAUAAUAAAAAUUAUAAUCUGCUGUUAUUUUAGAUAUUAAUAAUGAAAUUUAAGAAAUAAGAAAUGAAAAAUUAGAAAUUCUCACUAUUAAUGGAAUUGAAAUGAAUGAAUUAGGAGAAACAUUUAGAAACAAUGAUAAUGUAACAAUUAUAUCUGGCAAAUAUGCUAAUAAAUAUGGAUUAAUCAAACAUUGUAUUAAUGGUAAGCUUUAUUUAUUUAAUCAUAUAUUUCCAUAUUAAAUUAUACUUGAAAAUGUAAAUAAUUGUAAAAUGGUAUUUAGUAAAUAAAUUAAACCAAAAUAGAAUGAUUAAAUGUGUUUAUAUGGAUAAAUUUGUUAACUUAAAAUUGGAUAAUGGUAAGGAUAUCGUGGAUAAAUUAUAUAAAUAAAAUCUGGAUAAUUAAUUGUUCAAUUAUCUGCUAAUAGUAUAAAAGUGAAAGUGUCUGAAAAAGAUAUUCUUUUAUUAUGA